Didymella exigua CBS 183.55 is the source of this 2936-nucleotide messenger RNA. RefSeq lists its product as uncharacterized. The transcript has 3 exons. The coding region runs from base 1 to 2712 and encodes 903 amino acids. Lineage: Eukaryota; Fungi; Ascomycota; Dothideomycetes; Pleosporales; Didymellaceae. The record is from RefSeq and is a predicted model, not a curated record.
AUGUCAUGGCCUCAGGCCGUGGUCGGCGCAGGGCGGCCAAGGGCAGUGGUCGGUGUGAAACGGAGGCGACUGUCUCUGGGACUAGCGGCUGGUUUGGCAUGGGACUUGCCGUGGCCGCCCAUCGCCCGUCUCGACGCUCGUCUCAGAACAGGUUCAGCGCUCCACACACCCAACACCACGACUCUCUACACGACCCCGACAUCGCUGCCCACCGCGCCCACGCCCGCCGCCGGACGCGCAUUGAUUCGACGCACAUCACGUGGAACAUCUCGCGACGCCGGAUCGAGGCUUGGAAGGGGGAGAUACGGCCGCCCGGCUCAGGGACCGCACCGCGCCAUGGAGCGACGCAACAGCCACGACAGCACGUUCUCGCGACGGGAGAGCGUUCCCAAUGUCUUCGACGACGACUUCGAGAUUGACUUCGAUGAGAACGACUUUAUGGUUUCGGACGGGCUCGGGUUCCGCCAGACGCACGCCAACGCAGAGGAGCCGCGAAAUGGCCACCCCCAGGACAGCGACCACAGCGAGACGCCGCAGCGCCAGUACUCGACGUCAAAGGCCCCAGGGAACGCGGGAGACGAUCUUCGACGCACUGCGACGAGAAACAGCACCGCCAAGCUGCGCAACUCCAUGAUAGCGGACAGCCGCCCCCCGGGCUUGAGCAAUCGACCGCCCCUUACCCAGUCCAAUCUGCAAAACCGCGACUCGGUCAGCUCUACUGCCUCGUUUGCGACGACCAGCAACACAGAUAAUCCCCUUGAGACCGGGCCGAGCCACCCGUACGGCAUGUACCCGCAGCACACCAUGGGCCGCUCCAACAGCAUCGCAACGACCUCUACCGUGAGACAAGAUCGACCCAUGUCAAUACAGCGACCAGCGCAUCCAUACGCCAUGUACUCGCAAAGCGGACUGGACGACGAGACGCCGAUUCAGGCCAUGCAGGUGAUUCCGCCGGCAUUGCCUCCCAUUCAGACGGCCAUGCCCGUUGGAUUUCCAGGACUGAACAACGGCUACCACCGCGUGCUAGGACCGGACGGCGAAGAGCAGGACAUCAUUGGGCCAGACGGACACACCGAGCAGCUACCUCCCUACUCCAGAUACCCUGAUGAAGGACCCACGAAGGCCUCCAUGGCUGCGGAGGCAAGCGCAUCCCGCAUCAUUCCCGCUCCUCUGAACCUUGCCAUGGAACCUGAGGAUCCUGCCACCGCUCCUGCAUCACCAGUGUCACCCAUUAGCGAGACAUCUCACUCAGCGCAUGCCCCGUCUGCUGCCACGGAGCCCUUGCUACCUCCUAUCACACCUGCUCGUCUGCCGCCACAGAGACCAGAAACGCAAACAGGCCAUCUGGCUCUUGUGUCUUCUGCCAACACUGUCCCAGCUGCACCUUCAGAUUCAUCCUCAGCGUCGCUUCUGUCCUCAGAGUCCGAAUUCGAUGAGAAGUACAAUGAGAAGGGCGAUCCAGAGUCGACCAAGACGAGUUGGCGCAAGAAGCGGUUAUUCGGAAAGAUUCCUAUGGGUGUCGCUGUUGUAGUUCUUGUGUUGUUAUUAGUCUUUGCUGUUGCUCUUGGAGCGGCAAUUGGUACAUUCGCUGCGAAGAAGCACAGUGGAAAGGACAAUAAAGGGCACGGCGGCAAGCCUGAAGAGGAACCGCAACCACAAGUCACAGGAGCCUAUUCAAGUGGGUCCCUCUUUGGGGCUACACCUAUCUCGAUUCCUUCUGAUCUCUCACCACUACCAACCGGUACUUUCGCACUCCCCCUUGGUUUCCCACAAGAGGCCAAUCCGGGCUGUCUGGUCCAAGCCAACGAGUACUCGGCGUGGUCUUGCAAGAUCACCUUUGCACCCAUCAUCAUUACCAUUAACGAUACUGGCAUCGAUUCGAACGGCCACCAGCAGCAAAGAGCAUCCACUCGUGGAGGGAACGGGGUUCCAAAUGGCAUCAUCCAGUAUGGCGCGCAGACUCCUCAACUUGACCUGGAACCAAUGCAACUCGUGCGCGAUCUUGAUUUCCAGUCACUUGGCCCGGCUUUCCACUUCUCUACCAGAUACGACAAGCUGGUCGUGCUCAGACCUGAGGAGCUGACUGCUGGCUCAGCUCUGAAGAAGCGCCAGCUCACAGAUGACCCGCCAUCUCGUCAACGAUUCACUGUUCAGCCUGGAGACUACCCAUGGUACUGCUACUGGAACCAGACAUACAUCGAAGGCUACAUAUACGCCGAAGACAACUCGACAGCAGCAACCUUCGCCGCACUACCUACACUGUACACAACGAACCUACCCAGCUCCUCCGCAUCAUACAGCUCAACAGUUGCCGCUGCAACUCUCACGCAAACAAGCACACCACAGACCUCACCCACUGCCGCUGCAGAAGUCAUCCCAACAUCGUCCGCCAUCACCCGCCGCGACGCCGCCGCAGACGCAGCAGCAGCCUCAUCGCGCAUCCCGCCCUACCCGCGCAUUGUCAAGAUCGAAGAGCGCCGGCUGCCAGACUCGCCGCAGCCUUACUGUCAACGCAUGGUGCUGCUGGACGACGGCAAAAUCGCGCCAGCACCUAAUGGCAAUGAUCCCGCUGUUGCGCUGUGGCUGCAGGAGCAGGAUCCGAGCUAUGCAGAGUACUUCGCGACCAACUCGGCGACAGCGCAGAGCAAGCGCAGUCUGGAGCGCCGGACGGAUCCGAGCGAUUCGUGCCACUGCCAGUGGAUGUUCAAGUAAAGUCCCCAAGCCCACGUGACGGGGGGAUGAGAUGUGUUGAUAGUGCUAUUUGUCGUGCGUUUGAGCGCUGUUAUGCAUACUUCUGGGCGGAAUGUUUUGUACCUUUUUUCUUUGUUCUUGUUGCAUAUAUCACGGGUACGGCGUUCCUAUGUCCGGACACGAUUCUAUUGCGUCUUCUUUUCUUUUUUUGGUCAUAUUUUCUGCUAUCUUCGGUGUUGACACCG